Messenger RNA from Sarcophilus harrisii (Tasmanian devil), 3491 nucleotides. It is a transcript of the gene LZTR1, whose product is annotated as leucine zipper like transcription regulator 1. Bases 21 to 2393 code for a protein of 790 amino acids. The transcript is spliced from 20 exons. NCBI's taxonomy places the organism in Eukaryota, Metazoa, Chordata, Mammalia, Dasyuromorphia, Dasyuridae. The record is from RefSeq and is a predicted model, not a curated record. Gene Ontology annotation, molecular function: protein binding. Gene Ontology annotation, cellular component: Golgi apparatus.
UCCGGCGGGGCGAAGGGGGCAUGGCGGCGGCUCCGGGCGGAGGCUGCUCGGGCUCGGGCUCGGGCUCGGGCUCGGCCGCGGGCCCUGCUGCGGCUGCGCGACCCAAGGUGGCCCCGAGCGUGGACUUCGACCACAGCUGCUCGGACAGCGUGGAAUACCUGACCCUGAACUUUGGGCCCUUCGAGACUGUGCAUCGAUGGCGCCGCCUCCCUCCUUGCGACGAGUUCGUGGGGGCCAGGCGCAGCAAGCACACCGUGGUGGCCUAUAAAGACGCCAUCUACGUGUUCGGAGGCGACAAUGGAAAGACGAUGCUGAACGACCUGCUGCGCUUUGAUGUCAAGGACUGCUCCUGGUGCAGGGCUUUCACCACGGGGACCCCGCCAGCCCCCCGCUAUCAUCACUCCGCCGUGGUCUACGGGAGCAGCAUGUUUGUGUUUGGUGGCUACACUGGAGACAUUUACUCCAACUCCAAUCUGAAGAACAAGAACGACCUGUUUGAGUACAAGUUUGCCACCGGGCAGUGGGCGGAGUGGAAGAUCGAGGGGCGGUUACCCGUGGCGAGGUCGGCGCACGGGGCGACUGUGUACAGUGACAAGCUGUGGAUCUUUGCGGGUUAUGAUGGCAACGCGCGGCUCAAUGACAUGUGGACCAUCGGCCUUCAGGACCGAGAACUGACCUUCUGGGAGGAGAUCGAGCAGAGCGGCGAGAUCCCGCCUUCCUGCUGUAACUUCCCCGUGGCCGUCUGCAGGGACAAGAUGUUUGUGUUCUCGGGGCAGAGCGGGGCGAAGAUCACCAACAGCCUCUUCCAGUUCGAAUUCAGAGACAAAGUCUGGACUCGGAUUCCCACGGAGCACCUGCUGCGGGGCUCGCCGCCCCCUCCCCAGCGAAGGUACGGGCACACGAUGGUGGCCUUCGACCGGCACCUGUAUGUCUUUGGGGGCGCGGCCGAUAACACCCUCCCCAACGAGCUUCACUGCUACGACGUGGACUUCCAGACCUGGGAGGUCAUCCAGCCGAGUCCCGACAGUGAGUUGCCCAGUGGGAGGCUGUUCCACGCGGCAGCCGUCAUCUCGGACGCCAUGUACAUAUUUGGGGGCACAGUGGACAACAACAUUCGCAGCGGUGAAAUGUACAGAUUCCAGUUCUCCUGUUACCCCAAGUGCACGCUGCAUGAGGACUACGGCCGCCUGUGGGAGAGCCGCCAGUUCAGCGACGUGGAGUUCAUCCUGGGGGAGAAGGAAGAGCGGGUCCGAGGGCACGUAGCCAUCGUCACCGCGCGCUGUAAGUGGCUGCGGAAGAAGAUCAUGCAGGCCCGGGAGCGUGGGCGCCAGAAAUCGAAGCUGGAGCCUGAGGAGGAGGGGCCCGGGACUCCGGGCGGAAAGCCGCCCUUCCUGCUGGAGGUGGCCAUCCGUGAGGCCGAGGCGCAGCCCUUCGAGGUGCUCAUGCAGUUCCUGUACACGGACAAGAUCCAGUACCCACGCAAAGGGAACGUGCAGGAGGUGCUGCUCAUCAUGGACGUGUACAAGCUGGCCCUGAGCUUCAAGCUGAGCCGCCUGGAGCAGCUCUGCCUGCAGUACAUCGAGGCCUCGGUGGACCUGCAGAACGUGCUCACCGUGUGCGAGAACGCCAACAAGCUGCAGCUGGACCAGCUCAAGGAGCACUGCCUGAACUUCGUGGUCAAGGAGUCCCACUUCAACCAGGUGAUCAUGAUGAAGGAGUUCGAGCGCCUGUCGUCCUCCCUGAUCGUGGAGAUCGUGCGCAGGAAGCAGCAGCCGCCCGUCCGGGCCCACUCGGAGCAGCCCGUGGACAUCGGGACCUCGCUGAUCCAGGAUAUGAAGGCUUGCUUGGAGGGGGCCGGCACGGACUUCUGUGACAUCACCCUGCUCCUGGACGGUCACCCCCGCCCAGCCCAUAAGGCCAUUCUGGCCGCCCGCUCCAGUUACUUUGAAGCCAUGUUCCGGUCCUUCAUGCCGGAGGACGGUCAGGUCAACAUCUCCAUCGGGGAGAUGGUGCCCAGCAAGCAGGCCUUCGAGUCCAUGCUGCGCUACAUCUACUACGGGGAGGUGAACAUGCCCCCGGAAGACUCUCUCUACCUCUUUGCCGCGCCCUAUUACUACGGCUUCUACAACAACCGGCUCCAGGCCUACUGCCGGCAGAACUUGGAGAUGAACGUGACGGUGGAGAACGUGCUCCAGAUUUUAGAGGCUGCCGACAAGACGCAGGCGCUGGACAUGAAGAGGCACUGCCUGCACAUCAUCGUGCACCAGUUCACCAAGGUUUCCAAGCUGCCCAACCUCCGGGCCCUGAGCCAGCCGCUGCUCGUGGACAUCAUCGAGUCUCUGGCCACGCACAUUUCCGACAAGCAGUGUGCCGAGCUGGGCUCCGACAUAUGACGUCCCCGCGGGGGCCCAGCUGAUCGGCGGUUGUCGGCACCCCGGGGCGGCCUGGGCAGAAGCGCCGAGGGAUGCUCGGAGGGACCGGGGCAAGGGAGCCGGCAGGUGGAGACCCCCUCGCUGGGCUGUGGAACAGAUCUGCACUUAAGGGACCACCUCCUUGUGCCGGAGCUCCCUGUGCACAAGGCCCCGGCCUCUCAGGACCGACUGACCGAGCCUCUGCCCAGAGCGUGGACGGAGACGUUUUAAGAGACCAAAAGUCCUCCCCUGAAAGACCAUUUGGGGCAGUUUUGUACCUUGGCACUCCUCACCCUAUAAGAUGUGCCCAUCUCCCCUCUCUGAGCCUAGGAGGAAGGCUGGGUGGUUGGCAGCCUGGCUGGUCCCCUGUCCUGGGGGUAUCAGGCCCGGGCUUAUGCUCACCAGAGCCCAGCUGUCACCCUUGGUGUGUUUGUGGGUGACCAGCCCCUCCACACUUUACUGUCCUGUACUGGCGGGCACAUGCCGCUCUACCUGGGAGGCCCAUGGGGGGUCCCAGGUGCCGAUGCUGCCCGUUCUCAUCCUUCCAGGCCAGUGGCAUUUGUCCCUCCUGGGCCUUCCUUCUCAGGACUGAGAUCUACACAGAGCCCCAUGGCUCCUGGGCCAUUGACAUGGAGAGGUGGCGGUGGUCACUGACCAGCCUCUGCCAGGAGCAGCCCUUGGGUGCCCUCUGGCCCUGGGGCCCCUCGGCUUUAGCUCCAAGGGGCCGAGUUAUUAUAAUAUCCCCAUUUCAUCCACAAGAAAGGGCACUUGGCCAGCCCUCUGGUGAGAGCUGGCCCACCCAUGAGCAGCCCUGACCUCGAGGCCAGAGUCUGCCUUCGGGAGGGCUCCAGGCGGUCUGCACUGGCCCACUGGGCUGUGGUCAGUGGUUAUCAAGUUUACAAAACAUGCAAGGAGCCACCAUGGCAGAGCCAUGUGCCCCUGCUGCCCGGUGUUAGGAACGAUGAGCAAAUGCACUUGUUACCCUAUGGCCCGGGCUCCCAAACUGGGGGGAAAAAAUGAAUUUGGGCCUUUGGGCUUAAUUGAGACUUGUUCUCCGAAUAAAUAAAUCUGAAAAGAGAA